This is a messenger RNA of Pseudonaja textilis, 493 nucleotides long. RefSeq names its product prefoldin subunit 4 (gene PFDN4). The record is from RefSeq and is a predicted model, not a curated record. Gene Ontology annotation, cellular component: prefoldin complex; cytoplasm. Lineage: Eukaryota; Metazoa; Chordata; Lepidosauria; Squamata; Elapidae. Gene Ontology annotation, biological process: protein folding.
GAGCGACCGGGCGAACCACGGCCAAAUGGGAAAGCUCCCCGUCGAGAAAGGAGCAGGUGGUUUAGUCCACAACAUGGCGGCCACCAUGAAGAAAGCGGCAGCAGAAGACGUUAACGUUACUUUUGAAGAUCAGCAGAAAAUCAACAAGUUUGCUAGAAACACCAGUAGAAUUACAGAACUAAAAGAAGAAAUAGACGAUAAGAAGAAACAACUCCAGAACCUGCAAGAUGCUUGUGAUGACAUUCUAGUGCUUGAUGAUGAUUCAUUAUUGAUACCAUAUCAAAUUGGAGAUGUCUUCAUUAGUCACCCACAAGUUGAAACAGAAGAGAUGUUGGAGGAGGCAAAGAAAAACUUACAGGAAGAAAUUGGAACUUUGGAAGCACAAGUGGAAUCCAUCCAAAAAGUAUUAUCAGAUCUUAAAGUCCAGCUUUAUGCAAAGUUUGGCAACAAUAUAAAUCUCGAGGCAGACGAUAAUUAAAUAGGAAUAGAAAUA